GUGAAAGGAAAGACAGCCAUGAUUUGGAUGCCAUCAAAGCAUGAAAGAAAAAGCAUAGGAGUAGGGAUGAUAAACAUGGGAAAGAGGAGCUACUAAGAUUAGGCCAUGACCAAGAAGAUAAGAGGGAAUCUUAGAGAAAGUACAAAGCUCAGAGAGAUGCUUAGGACCCUGGAAUCUGUCCUAAGGAAAACAAACAAACAAACAAACAAACAAAAACAGAACCAGAAAGAUAAGACAAGGAAGAUGAGAUUAUGUAAGCCAGAUACAUGAACAUUGUUUAUGUGUAACACACACCUGUGCACAGACAUGUGAUCUCUGUCUCCAGAGGAGACAGAAGAAAAAUCCCCAGCUAGAUACACUUAAGAAAUGAUUAGCUGGGAGUAUAUGGCCCUGAAUUCACUAUUUUUCAAGUGAUUGUAAUUUGAGAAAAGUUGAUAUGGCUACAGCUUGGGUUUUCAGUGACCAAGUAAGGCCAACUAGUAAUGUCUGCUUCACUGGGUUGAGUAUUAAAUAGGUAAUUCAUAUAAGGUGUUCAACACUAUGGCUGGCACCCUUAAUAUACCAUGCAUUCUGGUAAUUAUUGUUUGGCAGUAAUUAAAUUGACUCACACAUUUGCUGAAUGCCCACUAUAUGCCAAAACUUCUGCUAGAUUUAAUAAAGGUAGAUCUUGUCUUCAAAGUGUGGAAAAGAUAGAUUUUGCAGAUGAAAAAUUAUGUUAAUAAAUGACUUGAGCAAGUUACUAUUCUACAACCCAAAACAGCAAUCUUGGAGUGAGUGGAUAAUUUAUCUUUCUUGAGCAGUCAGGAAGGAUGACAAUUGACCUAGAACUAUAUGACUUUCAGUUUAAUCCUGCAGGUUAAAAACAAAACAGAAGAGCUGAUAAAAGGGAGAUUUCUGCAAAAUUGUAAAAUUAUCUGAUGUGAUUGACAUGUAGUGUAGAAGGAACUAGAAGGGAAAAGUGAAAGCAAUCAGUUCAAGUUGCACUGAAAAAUUCCUUCUUUGGGCCUUGGGAGAGCAUCUGACAGCGCUAUAUGUCAACGCUCCCAGAUAGAAAGCAGCCUGAAGACAGGGAGAGGGUAGAGUUCCAAUAAGCCUGCAAGGAAAUGAGAAAGACCUUAGUCUUUCUCUUCAUUGACUGAUUGUGCUUCCACUGUGGGUUACAUCCAGUUUUAAGUAAGGUGGGGGAUAAUAUAACGGACCAAGUAGGCAAGGCCCUUCCCACGUGACUAUGGAUAAACAGAUGAUUUUUAAAGCCAACACAUAUACAGGGCUCAUAAACAAGACCGAGUUGUACAAAGAAGUAAAAAAAUGGAGGGUUAUGACAUAAAGUAAGGUAGGUGGGAAGGGCUUCUUUAAACCUUUUGGGGGGGAAGGUACUAGAGUCAGAGGAAAAAGACAGACAUCUAUUGGGUGGGGUUGGGGACUCAAUCAAAGAUCUUUGAAACUCUUGAAAUCAUGUUUACUUUCCAUAUGUACAUGUGAAUGUAUUUUUUUUCUAGAAGAUAAAAGGGACAGGGCUCCCAUUCCUUCAAACAUUAAAGAGCUAGUGUAUUUCAAUGCUUAUUGAGCCUUUGAGGAUUUGAAUAUAGAUGUUCAUCCAGAAAAUAUUAUCAUCAAGUGAUGAAAGAAAUCUCUCUUCAAGGCUGGACACGGUAACAUAUCUCUUUAAUCCCAGCACUUGGCAGCUCAGGAGGCAGAGAUCUCUGAGUUUAAGGUCAGUCUGGUCUACAUGGCAGGUACCAGACUGGCCAGGACUAGAGAGAGAAACCCUGCCUCAAAAACAAAACAAACCAAAAAAUCCCUGAAAGUUUAGUAUUGACACUUUUAGUAGUCAUUUAUUUAUAUAUAGAAUUAGUCUUUAAAAUUUUCCCUAUACCAAACUGUUCUGGGAAAAGGCACUUAUAUGUAUAAUAUAUAAUAAUUUAUAUAUAUUAUAUAAUUUAUAUAGAUGAUUUUUCUUUUCACUUAGCUUGUGGAUAUGGCAAGAGAUACUCAUUUGGGGUUACAAAACUUCUUACAAUAUAAAUGUAUCUGAGACGGGGGAAAUUAGAGGUGAACUUAGGGUUAUAUAAUAUCAACAAGGCUAUUAUUUUCUGUUUAAGUGUUUAAUGUAUUGUGUAUUAAAGCAUUGGUGUGAUGCCCGACACCUAUCUGGUUUAGUGUGUGUCGGGCAAACCACAUGGCUCUUUAUUUGAACAGAUUUUGGAAUGAAGGUCUGUGGGUCAGGAUGUGGCUACCACACAGGCCUACUGGCCAAUGCAAGAGUCCUCAAGCCCACCCCAGAAGAUCUGUGAAGCUUUGCCAGGGCCAAGAAGGCCCAGAGGUCUCUAGGAAGCUGAGGAGAACCUUGGGAAGAAAAGCAAUGGAGGAAGGCCCCGGGAGGCCAUAAAAGGCCUAAAAGGUCCUAGAAAGUUUUAGGCCUGAGAAGGACUAGGGCUAGUCUAAAAGGCUCCAGAAGUUUCACAGAGGACUUAAGGCCUAGCAAGGCCUGACAGGCGUGGAAGAGGAGGGGGUGGGGAGAGAGAAAGGCUGCCUCGAGGGUCCCUUCAGGGGUUCAGGCAGGCCUGGGUGGACCAUCGCGGUGGUUGCUGGGCAACAUGUCCUCGAGCAGCCCGGCCUGGCCGGGGGUGCGACCCCGCUGGAGGCACCCCCGGCCUGCAGCUGCUGCUGCCCCUCCCUGUCCUCCCGCCACAGGAAGACUGAGGUCCGGCCGGCGACCGCGGUGAAGCUGUUCGCGCAGCAUGAGGAGCCCGCGCCCCCGGCUGGAGGCAACGAAAAAGACAACGACGGCCAGUCCACGUGGGCCUUUGAGGCGGACGAGACUUUAAGGGGACAGAAGAGCAGCACCAACAAAAUGGGAAGAAAAAAUGAUGAGAACGGUGGCACCAACCUGCACAUGUCAAGCACCUUUCAGGAGACUCUCUGUCAGUGCAACUUGGAAUCAGAAGAACUCCUUGCUGAAAAUGAAAGGUUCUCACCAGAAGAGGAUGGUGCACCAGGUAGCAAAAGUAACAAGAACCAUCUGGAAACUCCGUCAGAACAGCUGUUGCUGCAGUUGACCGUAUCGGAGCAUGCUCACAGUAGAGCGCAGAACACUAACCAAGGGGUAUUUCAUAUGUGGAAUUCUCCUGUUAAUAAAGGAAGUACCAUGGAUAGCAGAGAAUUCAAAAAAUCUUCAGUGGAAACCAGCUUUAAUGCAGCCAACAGUCCCAGGCUCUUCACUCUAAACCACUCAUUAGCAAGUAUUCCGGGUUUGAUGAACAGCAAGCAAGUUAGUUCUUAUCCUGGUCAGUCAAUGCCGGCAGGUCUCUGCUGGCCUUAUGCUGAUGGAGACUUUCUUAAGGAUAAAAAUGAGUUUCGUAUUAACUCAUGUUCAGCCAUGGAAAACAACAUUAGUGACCCUUUAUCUGCUUCAAAUUGUUAUCUCAAAGGCAAAAACAGCAGUGUGGAGGAAAAUGUCACAGAUGAAAGUGACUUAUCUGAAAAUGAGAAAAUGAAUUACUCUUUGCUCAACUAUUUUAAAAAGAUGGACCUGAACUUAAAGCCAGAAAAUAUCGAACAUGUAGAGAGAUCUCUCACAGAAGCAAAUGAAGCAGCUGUAUAUGCCGACUUUCUCCCUACUCCUUUCAACACUCUGGACUUGCACAGAUUUGCUCUCUCAAAAUGUGAAAGCUGGAAGUCAGUAGUGGACCCUCCAGAAAGCUCCAUUGAGCGUUUAAUAACUCGUUUAUUGGAACUGGAAAGAUUACAACAUAUGACCAUACAAAAAGAGAGGCCAAGGCUACAAAGUACUUUCUGUAGCUCAAUGUUUUCAAUGGCAGAACGACCCUCUUCCUCUAAAGCCAUUGCACUGAAAGCCAGGCCACCAAAGCUCCCUGACACAUUGACUCUGCAGACUCCUGGCAUAGAUAAAAGUCGAGACAAGAGAAAAAACAAUUCUGGUUCUGGCAAGCCAGAACAAAGUGUUUCCAAAUGGAACUGGAGCAGUGCUAGCAAAUGUAAGUCGAACUCUAGAUCAUUGCUAAAAUGUCCAUCUACUGCAAAACAGUGUGCUGUGACUCAUGAUGACUUCAAGAAUUCUAAAAACUCCAUUUUAAACCCUUGCCAGGAACUCCCACCCAAGCCUACUACUACCCAAGUAACUCAACCACUGGCUAAAGUGGUCUCAAUAAGAUGUCUCCCGCCAAGGUCCCCAGUGCCAGUUUCACCCAUACCCCUGUCUUUUCCAGAAAAUCCGAAAGAAGAAGUUAGAGCGUCAAGGACCAAAAAGAAACUUCACCGAAAAAGCAUACUACAGAGUAGACCUUUCUACAUUCAGAAGCGAAAGUGCUUAUCACCUCCACUUAUAAUCAAGGGCAAGUGCUCACCCACUGACCAAAAAUAGCUCCUAUACGUCCCGAUGUGAGCAAAUCUAUUCAAUGAAACCCAGCUAAAACACGGUUCAUCAUUGAGACACAGGUAUUAGAAACAAAAACCUCACCCUUACAAAGUAACUCCUUGAUAUUAUAUGGGGUAGAACUUGUGAAUGUCACUGCUGUCUCUAUAUACAGUCAAGGGCUUCCUCACUGACACUGACAAUCCUCUCUAUGUUAUUCUUUGAAGAAAUAUCUCAUUUAGUAAAGCAAACUAUCAGAAGACUGUUCUUUUGUUGUAAUUGUUUUCCAAUAUGAUUCCAUCAUCAAUA
Molecule: messenger RNA, 4684 nt
Organism: Meriones unguiculatus (Mongolian gerbil)
Lineage: Eukaryota; Metazoa; Chordata; Mammalia; Rodentia; Muridae
Gene: Fam217a
Product: family with sequence similarity 217 member A
Exons: 7
Coding region: 2855-4384 (509 amino acids)
Source: RefSeq, a predicted model, not a curated record